Molecule: messenger RNA, 474 nt
Organism: Arachis stenosperma
Lineage: Eukaryota; Viridiplantae; Streptophyta; Magnoliopsida; Fabales; Fabaceae
Product: protein STRICTOSIDINE SYNTHASE-LIKE 6-like
Exons: 3
Coding region: 1-474 (157 amino acids)
Biological process (GO): biosynthetic process
Molecular function (GO): strictosidine synthase activity
Source: RefSeq, a predicted model, not a curated record
AUGAGUUAUGAUCCAACAGCAAAGAAAACAGAAGUGCUUGUCCAUAAUCUCUACUUCCCCAAUGGUGUUGCUGUCUCACCAGAUCAGCAAUUUGUCAUCUUCUUUGAAAGUGUUCAGAUGAAGUGCAAGAAAUAUUACAUAGAAGGCCCUAAGAAAGGAAGUGUUGAAAAAUUUUGUGAUAAACUACCUGGCUACCCUGAUAACAUUCAUUAUGAUGAACAAGGUCUAUUGGAUUGGACUAGGCUCGGGAUCAACCCCAGAACUGGAUAUAAUAUUCAGAUACCCUUUGAUUCAGAAGGCUUUAGGAAUGUUUGCAAAGUGUGUAACAAAAAUGAAGGAAUUAUAUCUGUAGAUUUGGAUGGAAAACCAAUUGGUCACUAUUCUGAUCCCAAAUUAGCAUUAGCAAGUGGAAUUAAAAUUGGUGAUCACAUUUAUCGUGGUUCCCUUUUUUUAUCCCUUUAUACUACGUCUUGA